Molecule: messenger RNA, 264 nt
Organism: Linum trigynum
Lineage: Eukaryota; Viridiplantae; Streptophyta; Magnoliopsida; Malpighiales; Linaceae
Source: the annotation of a GenBank genome assembly
AUGCAACGAAAGAUCAUGUUCUUACUGUCCGAGCUUCUUCCUCGCGAACUGUCAGUAGCUCCAAAUCGGCCGCUGACACUCGCCGCUCCCCGCCGACGAGGAGCUAGGGAAUGUGUACCUCACGCGUUGCCCAUGAGGAGGGCGAGCUCCGUCAUCACCUUCGCCGAUACGGCGGUCUUCUUCGUGGCUGUGACUCCGCCGCCAAGCGGUUGGGGAUUGAGAUUGGAAAUAGGGCCGGUGGGGAAGUUAGGGGUUGGGGAUUGA